GCGGCAGGAAGCGACUCCACCACAGCGGAAGCCACCGCCUUCAGUUUGUCGGGAUCAUUUCCCACUUGCUCUUGAGUCGCGAGGUGUCUGGGGGAGCAUGCGUUUGACGCGCAGGUGAAUUUAUUUUUUGCCACUUCAACUUCCUCGCUGUGCAAACUUUUCAAUCCCGCCUGGUUUGUUUUGCUUUCCUUUCCUAUCUUUAUCGUUUUUGCUCCACCUGAAAUUCACGCGGAUUAAAAAAAAAAAUCUUGAGAUAUGUCUCGCAAGAAGUCUGCCAGGGGCAAAGCCGCGUCCAGCAGCCCGUCCACGGGCAGCCCCACCGGGAAAGCAGCGCGGAGCAGCCCGGCCAUUGUUCAGAUGAACGGAGUGGUCCAUCCCAGCAGACCGUCCAUCAGCAACAGCAGCGAGUUCUAUGACAUCGCCUUCAAGGUGAUGCUGGUUGGGGACUCUGGUGUUGGGAAAACCUGUCUACUGGUCCGCUUUAAGGACGGAGCGUUCCUGGCGGGCAGCUUCAUCUCCACUGUUGGCAUUGACUUCAGGAAUAAAGUCCUGAACAUUGACGGAGUCAAGGUGAAGCUCCAGAUAUGGGACACCGCCGGACAGGAGCGCUUCCGCAGUGUCACUCAUGCCUACUACCGCGACGCCAACGCUCUCCUUCUGUUGUAUGACGUCACCAACAAGACAUCCUUCGACAACAUACAGGCGUGGCUGACCGAGAUCCAUGAAUACGCCCAACAGGACGUGGUGCUCAUGCUGCUCGGAAACAAGGCGGAUGCCACUCACAACAGGGUGGUGAAGAGGGAAGACGGAGAAAGGCUUGCUAAGGAGUUUGGAGUUCCCUUCAUGGAGACCAGCGCCAGGUCGGGUCUCAACGUGGAGCUGGCGUUCACUGCUGUGGCUCGGGAGCUGAAGCACAGGUCCCUGAAGGAUCCCAGUGAGAAGUUCAAGCUGCAGGAGUACGUCAACCAGGAGAUGAAGGGCACUGGGUGCUGCAGAUCUUAAAGCCUGCUGCACUCACUCUCUGGAUAUGUGUGUUGGUGUGUGUGUCUGUGUGUGUGUAUCACUCAUCUUCAUAAAGUGUGUGUUUAUGCCUGACAUGAUCAGAUGUGAGGAGUCAGCUCCAGCGAGGCAUUAACCUGUUUGUCCUUCUGAUUCUCUACUGUCAAACCUCUCAGUUGUCACAGCGUCGGUCUGUUGUCCUGUCCUCCUCCAUCUCGUACGUCUGUCAUUUUCUUUUAACCCCCGGACGUAGAAUGUGACACGUUGCCAAAAUCUCUGCAUCAAAGUGUGUAGUGGUUUUAUUGUGAAGAGGAUUAAGUUAAACUAUUUGCGGAAAAAGUUCUCUUCUUGCUCCAUGUACGGAUGAGUGUCCAUGUAACAGAUGUGUAGCGAUUUGUCUUCUGCCUAUCGGUUCAGUGUUCACAUCUGGAUUUUAAGCUCCGCGGAGCCAGGUUUAGCUCACCAGCAUAAACUCAGUCUAAGUAUUUCCAGGAUUCAGCUGUGGAUAUCUGGGAUCAUGUAUAACGUCAACAGAAUAUAAGCAAAUCAAUGUUUUUGUAUUCAAAAGAUACUGAGUAUAGCAGCAUUCGCUUGUUUUAGUAGAUAUAGAUUUGUGCUAAGUGCAAAUAUUAAAAAGUAGUUCAAGCGGAUCUAAAGAAACAUGACAGUGCAUGGGUUCCACGACCUCCAACAGUUUUCAUUAUCGUAAUAUUUUCUAUGACAGAGGAUCAGUUCUGAGUCCUGGCAAGCUCCAAUUCAACCGGUCUUGAUGAUAAUGCAAUGUUUUGUUUUGGAAAUAUUCUAAAACAGAUGGUCAAACACCUUAUGUGUAAAAACUUAUCACAUUUAUUUCUGCACGUUAGAAAAAAAGUAGAUAGAAAAGUAGCACUUUAGGUGAAUAAUGGCUGUGAGUUGGAUUUUGGGAAUAAAGAUCUGGAGUCUGUUGACAAUGUUGCCUGAAGUAUUGUAAAUGAAACAUGGAUAAUUCUGUUUUUAUUUCACUGCUUUAGUUGUAGCCGGUGGGAAUGUUACUAGACUGCUUCAAUAAUUCCUGCUUUAGUUUUGCAUUCAUUCAUAUACACAGAUUAAAUAUAUAGUGCCACAGUCUACAAAUUUUUUUUUGCCCUUAUCAUCUGCUAACAGUAUUAAUCCUAUUUAUAAAGGAUCGUAACCCUCUAUUUAACAGUAAGUUGAUUUAGUAGAUUUCACCUUUGUCAUAAAAUUUAAAUAUACAGUAUUUACUUAACAUGGUUUUACUAGAUUUCAAUGUGCAGCUUCUUUCUUGUAACGGAAAAUAAACACAAUAAAAAACGGGUAACGUGGCCUCGAGCCUUUUUAAUCAUGAGCAUAUUUCAGAUUCACUGACCCAAAUCCUCCUCUUACACUAGAAUGAAUGGAUCGCUGCUCCAAAACAUCUUCAGGCCUUUCUCCUCAGUCAUUGUAUCAAAUAUAUUUAACACGCACACCUGGUUAACGUCACAGAGUGUGGUGGCUGUGGGUUAAAUCACAAGUUUAAACAUCCUUUGUCUCCCUCUAGUGGAUAAAUACCCUUGACAUGAAAUGAUUUUAAUUUGUUGUUAGAAAAAAAGGAAUGGGAAUUCCGGCCAAAUAAACCACAUAUCAUACAUUGACAUGCAGCUGAUUGAAUGUGUAUUAAAAGUAAACAUGUUAUGUUGUACCUGCAUUGCCUGGCAUCACAACCUUGAAGGUUUGCAGAUAGCAGAUGAGACAAACAAAUAAAUAUAACUGAAUAAAUAUUAUACCCACAUAUGGAAAUAAACAUGUGUAAUAGUAUUAUUUCUUCUUACUGACAUAUUUCAUUCCUGCGUCCGGUUGGUUUGAGUCGGCCUGUAACUGACCUGAAUGGCACAGUUUGUACACUUGGUUGAAAUUCAAGACAAUGACUCGUGCUAUUAUUAGAAGACUGGAAAACACCACAUUUAAAUCUCUUCCAAGUCUGAGCAGCAACAGUUUUCACUCGUACACAAAAGGCAAACAUUCAUACAUUUACACAUGCAUCGGGUAUGGCACAUUCAGGUCAGGAUGACUGUUUCAAGUGUGUGAGUUACAGGUAAUGACAAAUGAGAUUUAGGCCAAUUCUGCUCAGAUUUGGAUUCACUAAGACAUGGGUCGAAUGUAAGUGGAACGAAGCAGGACCACGCUUUGAGUAAAAGCCGUAAUUGUGGGAAUGAUAAUCUCACUGUCCCCCUGGAUUUUAUAAAACCUAUUAAGAGAUGUCGAGCACAAAUAUCUCUGUCCGGCCCUUUUCUUCUUCAGGCUCCACUUCCUGCUCAUCAUCCUGCACCAGAAGAUCCUCAAA
Molecule: messenger RNA, 3319 nt
Organism: Pleuronectes platessa (European plaice)
Lineage: Eukaryota; Metazoa; Chordata; Actinopteri; Pleuronectiformes; Pleuronectidae
Product: ras-related protein Rab-26
Exons: 9
Coding region: 256-1002 (248 amino acids)
Molecular function (GO): GTPase activity; GTP binding
Source: RefSeq, a predicted model, not a curated record